This is a messenger RNA of Neurospora tetrasperma FGSC 2508, 2438 nucleotides long. RefSeq lists its product as uncharacterized. Gene Ontology annotation, biological process: mitochondrial respiratory chain complex IV assembly. Gene Ontology annotation, cellular component: mitochondrial inner membrane. Bases 113 to 757 code for a protein of 214 amino acids. The transcript has 2 exons. NCBI's taxonomy places the organism in Eukaryota, Fungi, Ascomycota, Sordariomycetes, Sordariales, Sordariaceae. The record is from RefSeq and is a predicted model, not a curated record.
CCGAAGCUUCGUUGUGUCAACACAUCCCGUCCCGUCCAUCCCCAUCGUUCGUCUGAAAAAUAGCCUUCACACGAAACUACACAUAUCAUUUACACACACACAAACACACACAAUGCUCUCUAGGAUAACACAACGUAUGGCCUUAAAGAGGGCGCUGGCGAGGCCUUCCCCUUGCGCCAAGGGCCGCGCUCAACCCCAGAGGAGAUCUCUCACAUCGGCACCCAGGCCUGGCGAUGGUCCGUUGAUGGAGAGGCGAGCUGAUCGCGAACUUCCUGACGUCCAAACCUCCCGCUUCCGCUGGUCCCGCACCUUCCCCAUCUUCUUGGGCAUCGUAGCCGCCACCUCGAUCGCCAUCUUCAACUACCAGAAACUCUCUUCCCCCGUGGUCGAGUCAACCCUCUAUGCGCUGCGCACGAACCAGCGCGCGCGCGAGUACCUGGGCGACGAGAUCUACUUCAAGGCGCAGAUUCCGUGGAUCUCGGGCGAGAUGAACCAGCUGCACGGCCGCAUCGACAUCAAGUUCAAUGUCAAGGGCACCAAGCGCACGGGCGUGAUGCGCUUUGCCAGCUUCCGGCCCACGCCCCGAGGCAUGUUCGAGACGACCGAGUGGAGUCUGGAGACGGAGGACGGCAAGGUCAUUGACCUGCUGGAGGAGGGCGAUCCCUUCAGAGCUAUCAACGGCCGUGCAAUGGAGCCUGAGCUGGAUGAUGAUGCAGAGGAUGCGAAGGUCAGGGGCUUUAGGCAGAUGCCUAAGUAAUCGUUUUGGGGUGCUCUUAAGGAGGGAAUAGUUUUGAAAAAGAGAGGAUGUAUAUGAGAACCGGGAAAGGUGGUGGUUUCUUCCCCCCCAAACAGGAUGAGCUGAAGGACAGAAUCGUGGUCUGGCUCUCUGAUUGAAUACCCAAAGGCUGUCAAGGAGGGAUAUGUAAGAUAUAGGGAGAGAACAUACGAACCUAUCACGGGCAAGGGUUGUAUGUUCAAGUUGUUAUACAUUUUCGGUAGCUGUACAUUGUAACACCCCACGAUGCGUGUGUAUCAUACAAGAGAGAACUAAAAAAGAGAAACCGGGAAGGCUAUACCAUACAUUCCCUUCCAUAAACCUAGUACAAACACAUACUACAGACCAGACAGCCCCCCUCUCUUAAGCCGAAGCCUCUACCGCAGCAUUUCCAUCCGCCUUCUCUGUCAGCCCAUUCUUGAUGAGCGAAUCUAUCAGGCCCUGUCUCCUCGCCUCCUUGAGCUCCAAGUGCAACUUCCUCGCCGCCUGCAACUUCUCCUCCGCAUCGGGGAACCGCUCGUUGAGGAGCUGCUUGGUGGCCUCGACAAACUCCUCCGGGGGAGGAGCCUUCUUGACAGCAUCCUGAACCUUGACAACCGCACCCUUGUGACCAGCGACCGCGCCCUUGACCACCACGAUGCCGAGCUCGUUGUCCACCAUCAGAAUGGGCAGGUUCUGGACCGUGUGCUGCUGCGCGCCCAUGCGACCGGGCAUCUUCUUGCCAGGCAACACACGCGAACCGGAGCCCUGCGAACCACCGACGGAACCAAUGGUACGGUGGUUCAGCGAGUUACCGUGCGACGCCUCCUGACCGGCGAAGCCGUGACGCUUCAUACCACCGGCAAAACCCAUACCGCGCGUGAUGCCGCGCACGUCCACCACCUGGCCGACGUGGAACCAGUCCGGAAACAGCUGGACGCCGACCGGCAACAGACCGUCCUGGUUGCGCACCUUGAACUCGGCGAGCGUCUGCUUGGGCGGGAUGCCCUUGGCCUCGUAAUAGCCGAGCUGCGGGGCGCCCACGUUUUCGGCGCGGCGCUCGCCCAGGCCAACCUGGACGGCCCAGUAGCCGUUCUUGGCGCGCGUCUUGUUGGCGACGACUUGGACCCGGUCGAGCUGCAGGACGGUGCAGGGGAUGCGGGCGCCGGUGCGGCCCAUGAAGACGGUCAUGCCCUUCUUGACAGCGAGCACGCCGGUGCGCAGGGGUGUAGUCUUCUCGCGGCGCUUGAGGGCAGCGGCCGGGCCCGAGGUGGGCGCCGGAAGACCCUGCGUCACUUGGUUGAAUCGUGUGGGCCUGCUGCGCUUCGGGAGCGUGCUCCAGCCGUACUUGACGCCGCGCUUUGCGAUCUGAGGGAGGAGGGAGGGAAAGACGGUCGAUGGCGAGGAGGCGGAGAAGGUGGGUGUGGUCCGGCCGGCGAGGAGGAGGGAGCUGGCGGCGGUGGUUGUGGUGUGGGUGGCUGACCUCUCGACGAGGGAGAGCUGCCUCCAGCAGCGCGCGGGCAGCCGGGGCGCCAUCGUGUGUGUGUAUAAGUCUGAGGGGAGGGUUGGGUGGUGUUGUGUUGCUUUUGGUGGGGUUGGUCGCAGUCAAUUGGACCUGACGGUGUUCGUUGUAUCGAUGUCGGGGCCCCGGAGCGUCGAGUGGGGGAAUUUGAAAGGACACCGG